Messenger RNA from Plasmodium cynomolgi strain B, 2055 nucleotides. Its product is annotated as ubiquitin fusion degradation protein UFD1. Gene Ontology annotation, cellular component: VCP-NPL4-UFD1 AAA ATPase complex. The record is from RefSeq and is a predicted model, not a curated record. The transcript is spliced from 3 exons. Lineage: Eukaryota; Apicomplexa; Aconoidasida; Haemosporida; Plasmodiidae. Gene Ontology annotation, molecular function: polyubiquitin modification-dependent protein binding. Bases 1 to 2055 code for a protein of 684 amino acids.
AUGGAUGAUGACUUCGUGAGAGCGGUAAACAAAUUUAAUGCCAAUUUGGGGAUUCACAAGAAGAGUUCUGUUAGGGAUCUGAGUGAGAAAAAAGAAAAAAAGGAAAAGGUUGAUGAUGAAAAUGCCAAUAAGCUGAAGGAAGACUUGGAGCUACAUUAUAUACACAACUCGAACAACAAAAUAUGCCAAAAGUUUUUGACCCUGCCCUUGAGCGCCAAAUCGGACAAGCUGAAUAGCCACUCGGAUAAGGUCAUACUGCCAGUGUCCAUCUUGAAAACGCUCGAGAAAGGAUUCUACCGAAGCGAGGUGGAGUUCCCAUACACGUUCAGCCUGAAGAACGUACAAAACAACUACAUCACGCAUGUAUGCGUUUUAGAGUUCAGCUCAAACGAAGGAAUCAUACACGUAUCAGAAAAUGUAAAAGAAAAUUUAGGAAUAAAACAGAAUAGCGGAAUAGUCCGAUUAUUAGUAACCUAUGCAAAUAUACCCAAAUGCGAUUUUAUCAAAUUUGAAUCAUUAAAUGAAAAUACCAGCAACAUAAAAUUUAUGAAAAAUUUAUUACAAAAUGAAUUGAAUUUGAAUUAUAGUACCUUGACCUUAGGGGACUAUGUCCAUAUUAACAAUUUAAGUUUCUACAUAAGUGAGUUAGAACCAGACAAUGCUGUGUCGCUAAUAAAUACUGACAUCACUGUCGAUAUAUGUGAAAGGAAGAACGUGGGAGAGAAGAAAGAGGAGUCUUCAAAUUGCCUGAACGACUUUUAUGAACCCAUAAAUACGACAGAUGUGAAUAUUAACAGCACUAUUAGAAAGGGAAUGAAAAAAUAUAAAUACUUUUUUCACUACUCUGUUUUGGAUUUGCUCAAGAAGGAUAAGAUUGAAAUAAAGAUUUCGCUGCAUUCCAUUGGUUCACACAACGAUCUGGACUUGUAUGUGUCCUUUCCUCCGCAUGACUCCGUGUCGGAUGUGCUGCACCAUUUGCACUUUGACGAUCUUAGCAAAGACGUCAUCAUAAAUAGGGACCUGAUGACCAAGUCCUUGAUGUUGCACUUUGCCUGCUUUGCGAAGGAGCGUGAAGAUGACGGCACAGACGGGGUUCCGCGAGGGGGUGCUGCGGAAAGGGUGUCACGAGAAGACAACUCGGCAAGUGUCACUUCGAGUGGGCCUGAAAAAGACGCCCCUCCAAGCGUGCCCUCAAAAGAGACCCCCCCAAGUGCACCUCAGCACAAGGAAGACCCCUUCCUUGAAUACCUAUACGAUCAGUAUUUCCCCCACCUAAUGUACAUUGCCAUUUCGUGUUCGGCCGAAACGGAGGUGCAGUACACCUUAUCGAUGAAAGUCAGCACUGAAGGUGAGACAGAGGCACUGAAAGGGGACGAAGCAGAGGGCAAGCGUGAUCCCCCCGCUGCUAGCACAUCCAUUAGGCCAACCGAAAGUUCGAGCAGCGGUCACAAGUUCAUAAAAUGCAACAAUUGCCUAAAAGACAUUUUUGAGAAUAACCUGAGCAUGCAUCAAAUUCACUGCCUAAAAAAUAUUUCCCUAUGUAAUAUAUGCAAAAAGAGUUUCCAAAAAAAGGAUAUAUUCAAUCAUACCCAUUGUGAUAUAUGUAAUGAAGGAAUAAGUAAAUCCGACAAGAAGAAACAUAACUACACAUGGCACACAAAAAUAAAAUGUGCAUGUGAGAAAUACUUUUAUAAAAACAAUACAUUUUCCAUCAAGCAUUAUUUUGUCCAAAAAAAAUUAUCUUCUGUUCUUACUGUAACGGUAUACAAUGAAGACUACAUAUUGGCAAAUUUUUUGGACAAAUUUGAUGACCAGGAAAAUUUUACGUCCAAAUCGGUCCCCUAUUACAUGCACCUACUGCAUACGAAUUUUUCCUUCUUUGUUAAAUAUAUAAAUCAUACGGAGCAUGAAAAAUAUUGCGGGUCCAAGUCAGUCAUUUGUAUAUUUUGCAAAACGAGCAUGCACAGGAACAGGUACUUGGCUCACUUGAUGUUUUUUCAUGACAAGGAUAAGAAGGAGUCCUUUAUGCUUAUCAAUGAGAAUUUAGAAGCUUAG